CUCCUCCUUUCUGCGGAAGAAGAAGAAGCAGCAGCAGCAGAAGCCAAAACUCGCAGAGAGAGAAAGGGAGGAGACGGGAUCAGCAACCAGCGAUCGGAGAGCAGACGAAAAUGGAGGCGCCGAAGACCAUCGCCCACGAAAUCGGAGGUGUCCGGGCCGACGCCCUGCGGUUCGGCCUCCAAGGCGUCAAGAGCGAGAUCGUCGGAUCUCACCCUCUCGAAUCCGCCUACCAAUCGUUAAAGGAUAAUCAAGAGGAGAUGAAAAGGAGAAUGCUUGCCAACACUUAUGGGUCGGCUUUCCCCCUGAAGAUGGAGCUGGAUAGGCAAAUCCUUUCCCGAUUCCAAAGGCCCCCGGGGCCAAUCCCAUCUUCAAUGCUUGGUUUGGAGGCUCUCAAUGGGAGCUUGGAUGAAUUUGGCUUUGAGGAUUGCUUGAACGACCCUCGUGACUCUGAAUCUUUCCGGCCAUUGGACAUGCAUCAUGGGACGGAAGUCCGCCUCGGUCUUUCCAAAGGUCCAGCCUGCCCCAGUUUCAUGUAAUUUCAGUCUCUGCUAAAUCAAUCGAGAAACUGGAGUCCUGUUCUCUGGAGGAACCUAUGUGGAUUUUUUCAAUUAGAACUGUAUGUGAAAGCUAAAUUAUCAUGCAUUCGAAAUUUGAGAGGAAACAGGAUGUAUGUGUCAGUCGAUGUCUAGUGAUUCCGAAUGAUGUGGUGUACACGGAGUUUGCUUUCUUAGUGCAAGCAUGACUUCCUUAUCACGCCUUAGAGCUGGAAAUAGUUUGGGUUGGGUUUGGAUA
Molecule: messenger RNA, 792 nt
Organism: Eucalyptus grandis
Lineage: Eukaryota; Viridiplantae; Streptophyta; Magnoliopsida; Myrtales; Myrtaceae
Product: cyclin-B1-2
Exons: 4
Coding region: 111-536 (141 amino acids)
Biological process (GO): proteasome assembly
Cellular component (GO): nucleus; cytoplasm
Source: RefSeq, a predicted model, not a curated record